Messenger RNA from Lampris incognitus (smalleye Pacific opah), 982 nucleotides. RefSeq names its product immunoglobulin kappa light chain-like. The transcript is spliced from 4 exons. Lineage: Eukaryota; Metazoa; Chordata; Actinopteri; Lampriformes; Lampridae. The coding region runs from base 55 to 771 and encodes 238 amino acids. The record is from RefSeq and is a predicted model, not a curated record.
UUGGGAAGACGACGUAACUUUCUUUCUUCGGCUGCUGAAAUAUCAGAAGGGGAAAUGACCUUUUCUGCUGCCUGUCUCACUGCCCUGCUGCUGACCUUGCCUGGUUUGGAGGCAGCUCUUGUUCUCACCCAGGAAAAAUCCUUUUCUGUGAAUGUGGGAGGCAAUGUGAGAAUCCCCUGCACUGAAAGUGGCUCCAGCAGCACCUAUACAUUGUCCUGGUACCAACAAAAACCCGGUGGUGUCCCAACGUUUUUACUUGUGACGGGCAGCACCAGAGCAAAUGGACUACCGAGCAGGUUCACUUCCUCCGGUACAUCAUCAGACAAAACUGAGUAUCUUCUCAUCAAUGGAGUCCAAGCUGAAGAUGAAGCGACAUACUACUGUUCAUGUGGUGGCUGUGGCGCAAACAGCGGCUUUGGUGGGGGGACUGAAGUCAUUAUCGCUCAACCUCCAUCUCCCCCCAGUCUGGUCCUAAUGGGUCCGACCCAGUCUUCUCUCCCGGGGGCCAGUGUUUCCCUGGUGUGUCUGGCCAGCGGCUAUCGGCCAAGUGAUGCCACACUGACCUGGUAUGAGGAUGGAGGUUCUGUGACGGGCAGUGAGGUCCAGACGAGUCCGUCCCAGCGCCAGCCUGAUGGCACCUACACCAUCAGCAGCUUCCUGACCUUGGCCUCCACACGCUGGAACUCGGGGCACAGCUUCACCUGUCAAGUGAGCCACUCGGCUCUCAGCAGCCCACUGAUGAAGAGCAUCAGCAACCAGUGUUCCCCCUGAGAGAACAAGACCACAUGAGGAAGAUCAGUCCAUAAACAUGGAAGAGAUGAUACAUGAGAAAAACAAAGAGAAAAAAAACAAGUAGAAUAGUAUGUUAUACCUGUCUAACAUUUUUAAGGGAAUGGGUCCUCUGGUCAUGAGAAUGUCUUGUUUAUGGCCUGUCUGUGUUAAAUAAAAUAUUAUGAUCAUGAUCUCCCUCCAUCAUGUUUCU